This is a messenger RNA of Drosophila nasuta, 1832 nucleotides long. RefSeq lists its product as uncharacterized. Lineage: Eukaryota; Metazoa; Arthropoda; Insecta; Diptera; Drosophilidae. The transcript is spliced from 7 exons. The coding region runs from base 105 to 1274 and encodes 389 amino acids. The record is from RefSeq and is a predicted model, not a curated record.
ACCACCCUAGUCGCAAUGUUCUUGCGCGUAGAAGUUGUUCUCGAUGUGCGCUUAUAAAAGUUUUUCUUAAGUGGACAAAAAAUAUUAUUUAAAUAAAACGCAUUAUGGACUGCCAUCAUCGUAUUGAAGUGCCACUGCGGUCUGGUGGUGGCAAAAAGAUGAAAAAACGACGAGAACUGGACGCUUUGAUAGCACAUUCCAUUACAAAAAAAGGUUCCCACCGCACUAUUCACUCACAGGACAAAUUGCUGUCAGUAUCCACGGAUGACCCUGAUGACUACACAUGGAUGAAUGUUGAGGGCACUACCCGACGAGGUCAUCGAAAAAAACUUUACUUUCGCAAGUGUGCUCCAUUUCUGUUUGGGAUAACUACAGCUUUAUUUGUUGGUAUACUGUACUGGCUUUACUUCGAUUUAAGACAGCAAAUUUCCGAUUAUCGUCAAAAAGUUGAAGAAGUCUCUGCCAUAAGCAAAAUAUUUCCGGAUACACUCCAGCAGUGGCAUGAAACAACAUCAUUCCUAAUCAAGAACCAAACAUUUGUAAUCAACCAACUCAAUGAAUUGAAUCAAAACGUUAACGUUUUAAAUGGCAAUUUAAGUAGUCUCCAAGAGACUGUUAAGGCCCAGAGAAAUUACGGCCAGGACGAGAAACUUGUGGCCGACUUUGGAGCCAAGCUAGAGGCUGUUGUAACGGAUAUUGAUGGCAUUAAGGAACACUAUAAUAGAUAUGUCGAGCUACAGAAGGGCCUGCGAUCCGAUAUGGAAAUGAUCAAGGUCAACGUUAGUCAAUUAGCAACGAUUAAGGAAAGCGCUGCGCCAGCAAACUUUUCAAAUGACGUCAACACGCUCAAUCAAACGAUGCAAAAUGCAUUGAAAAAGUUGGAAAGCGAUCUUAUGAAUGUUAAUAACACUCUUAUCCAGUCAAUAAAAAUUAUUAACGGCGAAAUCGUGUCGCACAAGAAUAAAUUGGACGACUUGUUGGAUCGCUCACAAAGUAUAACGGCUCAUGUAACCACAUUAAGCAACAAUUGGCAAGAGUUCCAGCAAAAAAUAAUAAGUGUCAACGAACAGCUGGAUAAAAUGAAAGGAAAGUUGACGAUAACCGAUAACAAGAACCGUAUGCUUUCGAAUACUAUUGAUCAGUUGAUGUCGUUGUAUAAGAAACCUGCUGACUCAACAACUCAAUUGAACCAGGAAGAUGCGACCAACAAUGAGAUUGAAGUAACGACUCCGGCAAAUUUAACGGUUAACGUCAGGGAAUCAUCAACGCGAUAAGCUAAAAAUAUUUUAAUUAAAGGAAAAAAUCCUUUAUGUACAGUUCUUAUAAUUCAUAGAAGAUAAUUUUAUUAUCAUCACAUAUUUUGCAAAAUAUUUAAACUUAGUAGCAAAUACUUAUAUUAAAUACGAAAUUAAACAUAACGAUUGGCGAUACGAAAAACGUUUGUUAUAGUCAUUAAAUGUGAAAGUUGGUUAAGCUAAAGUUAAUUUUAUUUAUAAUAAUUAUACUUGUAAUUUGACCACUUUAAAUCAAUGUUUGUGAUUCGCUUCUGUGCUUUUAUUUCAAAUAAUAAUACAAUAUCAACAUGUAAAAUAUUAUUUGCGAAAGAAACGUAAAAUACUUUCCUUUUGAAUAAUAUUGCACCAAAGAAACAACAAAAAUAAACCAAUUUAAUGGAUACAAUAUACAUUAAUUAUUCGCAAAUAUGAUAUGAAUGUUUAGUUAAUUAGUUUGUAAACCAUUUUAACAUAAUAUUUAAAUAAAUAAACACUAAGAGUGCAAUAAAUGUGAACUGUACCAUCCAUAUAGCUGCACUCAAAGCCCGCCUAGAAUUU